UCUACUAAUCUAGGCAAUUGACAACAAAAAAAGUUGAGAAUACAAAUAAGAUUUAAAACUGUUACCUAAAAUAAAUAAAUAAAUAGUUAAAAAUUUGUCCAGAUAAUAUAAGUGAAUAUGUGUGUGUAUAAGUAAAUUGCAUAAAUUAUCUUUCAAUUGAAGCAUCUAAACGUGUAACUAAUUGGCGGGAAACUUUAGUUUGUGAUUGACAUAAGCACAUAACUAACUACUAUACUUUUAAAAUGGAAAAGAAACAGUACAAAGGUCCGCCCAUAAAGAGAUUUAAAUCUAACGACGAGGACGAUGAAAACGAAGUCCCUUGCAGUUUCGAAGAACAACUUGCAGGCAUGGAAUGUGAAUUUGACUCUUCACAAAUUUUCGGAGACGGGCCUGAAAACCAAACAACAAAUAUUAAAUGGUCACGACCAAAUCCACCCGACUUAAAACCCAAUGAGCAUGCAUUCAUAUUUCAACAGAUUGAUAUUGAUCAUUACAAUGGACAACCCUUGAAAGGUAUGCCUGGAUCACAGUUAGGUCCUGUUCCCAUUAUGAGAAUGUAUGGAGUUACUUUAAAUGGAAAUUCUGUAUGCUGCUAUGUACAUGGUUUUACACCCUAUUUUUAUGUCACAGUACCUUUCAAUUUUAAUCAGUCUUCUUGUCAUGAGCUUAAAACUAAUUUAAAUAAGGCCAUUCUAGAAGAUCUUCGGUCAAAUAAGGAUAAUAUUAGAGAAACUGUUUUAGAAGUGAAAUUAGUAAAAGCUAAAUCUAUAAUGUAUUAUAAAGGCGAUAAUGAAAUCACUUUUGCUCGUGUGUCAGUUGCAUUGCCAAAAUUAAUAGCACCAGCCAAGCGACUAAUUGAAAGACAGCCAACAUCUUUUGGGUUAACGGAUCCAUCAUUUUAUGAAACCAAUAUUGAUUUUGACAUUCGUUUUAUGGUUGAUACUUCAGUUGUUGGUUGUAGUUGGAUCGAACUACCUAUAGGAAAGUGGUCAAUAAGAUCAAAACAUAGUCUUGUUAAGCCAGAAACAAGAUGUCAAAUAGAAGUAGAUAUUGCUUGGAAUGCAUUCAUUGCACAUCAACCUGAAGGAGAAUGGCUUAAAGUUGCACCUUUUAGGAUAUUAAGUUUUGACAUUGAAUGUGCUGGUAGAAAAGGUGUUUUCCCAGAACCAGACAAAGAUCCAGUCAUUCAAAUUGCUUCAAUGGUAAUAAAACAAGGUGAAACCGAGCCUUACUUGAGAAAUGUUUUCACAUUGAACACUUGUGCUCCCAUAGUUGGCUCACAAGUAAUGAGCUUUCAAACAGAAUCAGAGAUGUUAACUAAAUGGUCAGACUUUUUCCGUGAGUUAGAUCCAGAUAUAAUAACUGGCUAUAAUAUAAAUAAUUUUGAUUGGCCUUACCUCAUAAAUAGGGCAAAACAUCUGAAAGUAGAUAACUUUGACUUUUUAGGCCGAAUUAGAAAUAUUAGAUCUGUUAUAAAAGAUUCAGUAUUGCAAUCAAAACAAAUGGGUAGAAGAGAGAAUAAGAGUAUAAAUUUCGAAGGCCGAGUUCCAUUUGACUUAUUGCUUGUAUUAGUUAGAGAUUAUAAAUUGAGAUCAUAUACAUUAAAUGCUGUCAGUUACCAUUUUCUUCAAGAGCAAAAAGAAGAUGUUCAUCACAGUAUAAUAACUGAUUUACAAAAUGAAAAUGAACAGACUAGAAGAAGAUUAGCUAUGUAUUGUUUGAAAGAUGCAUAUCUGCCUCUUAAGCUUUUAAAUAAGUUAAUGUGCAUUAUAAAUUAUAUGGAAAUGGCCAGGGUCACAGGUGUACCUCUCUCAUGUUUACUAACAAGAGGGCAGCAAAUAAAAGUUGUAAGUCAGUUGCUUCGCAAAGCUAAAGAUGCAGGCUAUUUAAUGCCAGCUUACCAUGGCCAAGGUUCUGACGAUCAGUUUGAAGGAGCUACAGUUAUUGAACCAAGAAAAGGCUAUUAUGCAGAUCCUAUUUCCACUUUAGAUUUUGCUUCUUUGUACCCUAGUAUAAUGAUGGCCCAUAAUUUGUGCUAUACAACUUUAGUACCUCCAAAUUUACAAAAAGAUCUUAAUUUAAAUUCUGAUGAUUAUACAAUUACACCGUCUAAUCAUACCUUUGUGAAAUCGAGUGUGAGAAAAGGACUAUUACCAGAAAUCUUGGAAUCUUUGCUCGCUGCUAGAAAGAAAGCAAAAGCUGACUUAAAGGAAGAAAAAGAUCCUUUAAAACGUUCUGUCCUUGAUGGUAGACAAUUAGCAUUAAAAAUAAGUGCCAAUUCAGUAUAUGGAUUCACAGGAGCCCAAGUAGGCAAGCUCCCCUGUCUAGAAAUAUCUGGUAGUGUUACAGCCUAUGGGAGAACUAUGAUAGAAUUUACAAAAUCGGAGGUUGAGAAAAAAUAUACAAAAUCUAAUGGUUACAAAGAAGAUGCUGUUGUUAUUUAUGGUGAUACUGAUUCUGUUAUGGUUAAAUUUGGUGUCAAGACUCUAGAGGAAAGUAUGGAAUUAGGCAAAGAAGCAGCAAAUUUUGUUACUUCAAAAUUUGUUAAACCAAUUAAACUAGAAUUCGAAAAAGUCUAUUAUCCUUACUUACUUAUUAACAAAAAGAGAUAUGCAGGUCUCUAUUUUACCAGGCCAGACAAAUAUGAUAAAAUGGAUUGUAAAGGUAUUGAAACUGUAAGGCGAGAUAAUUGUCCUUUAGUUUCAAACAUGAUGAGUACUUGCUUACAGAAACUUCUAAUAGACAGAGAUCCAGAUGGUGCAGUAAAGUAUGCCAAGCAAAUAAUAUCAGAUCUACUGUGCAAUCGAAUUGAUAUAUCUCAGCUUGUUAUCACCAAAGAACUUACAAAGAAUGAUUAUGCUGCUAAGCAGGCUCAUGUUGAGUUGGCAAAUAAAAUGAAAAAACGUGAUGCAGGUACAGCACCAAAACUGGGUGAUAGAGUUCCUUAUGUACUUUGCUGUGCAGCUAAAAAUACACCUGCUUACAUGAAAGCAGAAGAUCCUAUAUAUGUCUUAGAAAACAGUGUACCUAUUGACUUUAAUUAUUAUUUAGAAAACCAAUUAUCCAAACCCUUAUUAAGAAUUUUUGAACCAAUUCUUGGAGACAAAGCAGAAUCUCUGCUACUUAAAGGAGAACAUACAAGGACGAAGGCUAUGGUUACAUCAAAAGUUGGUGCUUUAGCUGCCUUUACAAAAAAGAAAGAAAAAUGCAUAGGAUGUAAGACAGUAAUGCCUGAUAAUACCAAAAAAGCUUUAUGUAAUCACUGCUUAGAUAAAGAAGGUCAAUUAUAUAUUACAGAAGUAUUUAAAGAAAGACAACUUCAAGAAAAAUUCUCAAGGCUAUGGACAGAAUGUCAAAGAUGUCAAGGAAGUCUGCAUGAGGAAGUAUUGUGUACCAAUAGAGAUUGUACAAUUUUUUAUAUGAGGAAAAAAGUUGGAAUGGAAUUGGAUUCCCAAGAAAAAACUGUUUUACGGUUUGGGGAGCCAACAUGGUAGUAUCAUUUCUUACAUAUUGUCUCUUUGCUAUCUUUUAUUUUCUAUUAAAUAAAAAAAAAAUAUUUU
Molecule: messenger RNA, 3560 nt
Organism: Nymphalis io (European peacock)
Lineage: Eukaryota; Metazoa; Arthropoda; Insecta; Lepidoptera; Nymphalidae
Gene: PolD1
Product: DNA polymerase delta catalytic subunit
Exons: 1
Coding region: 243-3494 (1083 amino acids)
Biological process (GO): nucleotide-excision repair, DNA gap filling; base-excision repair, gap-filling; DNA replication proofreading
Cellular component (GO): delta DNA polymerase complex
Molecular function (GO): DNA binding; 3'-5'-DNA exonuclease activity; nucleotide binding
Source: RefSeq, a predicted model, not a curated record